Molecule: messenger RNA, 1869 nt
Organism: Chrysoperla carnea
Lineage: Eukaryota; Metazoa; Arthropoda; Insecta; Neuroptera; Chrysopidae
Product: propionyl-CoA carboxylase beta chain-like
Exons: 3
Coding region: 1-1869 (622 amino acids)
Biological process (GO): DNA transposition
Cellular component (GO): mitochondrion
Molecular function (GO): propionyl-CoA carboxylase activity; DNA binding; transposase activity
Source: RefSeq, a predicted model, not a curated record
AUGGCAGAGUCGUCCACUGGACUCAGUAUUGAUUUACAAGGACAGAAAGAUAUUUUAGGAUUAUGGAUCAGUGAAAAUGAAGGUGCUAAAUUUUGGCUUAGUAAUUUUACUGAGAUGAAAAACAGGGGUAUGCAAGAUAUGUUAAUUGCCUGCAGCGAUAACUUGACUGGUAUGUCUGAAGCUAUAGGAGCAUUUUUUCCAAAGACGGAGCAUCAAUUAUGUAUUGUACAUCAAAUCAGAAAUAGUUUAAGAUAUGUAUCUUAUAAGGACCGUAAAGAACUUGCAGGUGAUUUAAAACCUAUUUAUACUGCUAGUACUGAAGAAGAAGCACAUCUUACUUUGGAAAGUUUUGAAGCAAAAUGGAAUAAACAAUAUCCUCAAAUUGCUAAGUCCUGGUAUGCCAAUUGGGAUAAUUUAAUAAUUUUCUUAGGCUAUCCUGAAGAAAUAAGGAAAAUAAUUUAUACAACUAAUGCUGUGGAAUCUGUCAAUAGUCAGUUACGUAAGAUUGAUCAAUUUGAGUAUUGUAAUGCAGUAAGUUUACCAUUCCGUGAUGGUGUUGUAACUGGUCAUGGCACAAUAAAUGGUAGAUUAGUUUUUAUUUAUAGCCAAGAUUUUACAGUGCUUGGCGGUUCACUUGGUGAGUAUCAUGCUAAAAAGAUCUGCGAUAUUCUAGAUCAAGCUAUAGCAACUGGUGCUCCCGUAAUCGGCAUUAAUGAUUCAGGUGGUGCAAGAAUUCAAGAGGGUGUGGAUGCUCUUGCUGGAUAUGGUGAGCUAUUCCAGCGUAAUGUUUUAGCAUCAGGUGUUAUUCCUCAGAUUACCUUAAUUAUGGGUCCUUGUGCGGGCGGUGCUGUUUAUUCGCCUGCUUUAACCGAUUUUAUAUUUAUGGUUAAAAAUAGUUCCUAUAUGUUUGUAACCGGUCCUGAUGUAGUAAAAACCGUUACUGGUGAGGAAGUAAGCCAAGAGAAGCUCGGCGGUGCACGUAUGCACACUACCAAAAGCGGUGUGGCUGAUCUUGCAUUUAAUAAUGACAUAGAAGUAUUACUAGAAAUUCGUAGGUUCUUUAAUUUUCUGCCAUCAUCUAACCGUAGUCCUCUUCCUAUUCGUCCUACUGUUGACCCUGCUGAUAGGGUUGAUAUGUCUCUAAGUACUCUAAUCCCUAAUACUCCCAAUAAACCUUAUGAUAUGAAGGAGCUUGUCGAACGUAUUGUAGAUGAAGGAGAGUUUUUUGAAUUACAACCGGAUUUUGCUAAGAAUAUCAUAAUUGGUUUUGGCUAUAUGGAAGGUUAUCCGGUAGGAUUUGUUGCAAAUCAACCAUUGCAUUUAGCGGGAUGUUUAGAUAUUAAUGCUUCAAGAAAAGCAGCAAGAUUCAUUAGAUUUUGUGAUGCUUUCAAUAUUCCUAUAGUAAGUCUUGUUGACGUACCGGGAUUCUUGCCAGGUACUUCUCAAGAGCAUGAUGGUAUUAUUAAGCAUGGUGCUAAACUUUUAUAUGCUUAUGCUGAAGCAACAGUGCCGAAAAUUACCGUGAUUACUCGUAAAGCUUACGGCGGAGCUUAUAUAGUGAUGAACUCUAAGCAUCUUAGAGGUGACAUAAAUUAUGCUUGGUUUAAUUCCGAAAUUGCAGUGAUGGGGGCAGAGGGAACAGCUGAAAUAAUAUUUAGGCAAGAAUGCAAAGAUCUGGAGGCUAAAAAACAAAAAAUCGAUGAAUAUAAAAAAGUAGUGACAUCGACUUUUGUUGCAGCAUCUAGAGGCUAUUUAGAUGAUAUAAUAAGACCACAAAAUACAAGAUGGCGAAUAUGUAAAGCCCUGAAUUUCUUACGUACUAAAAAGGUGGAAUUGCCUUGGAAGAAGCAUGAUAAUUUGCCGUUAUAG